UCUCGAAUUCGACUUAUUUACAAAUGUAGCCGCGGUUGGCGGAUGAGACCACGCACAGACAAUAUCUGGCCAGGGACCAAUUUAAAUUCAAUCAACGACGCACUUGAGAGCGGUCCAUUAUGAUUCCUGCCGGGCAAAAGUUGGCUCCAUUCAGCACCGUUCGAGGGGAGUUUUUAGUCCAUUCACGAAGUCGUCCGCGGAAAGUUUGCUCGUCGGAGUUUCGGCACAGUUUGCGUGGAUUCGCGCGUCUGGCAGCCAGUGGGAGUGGAGGGAGCGUAGUGGAAGAUAUUAUCUAGACUCAUCUCUGCUAGAUGUCUGGUCGGGUAGCCAAAGGAUCGAAUAAAUUCCAAUUGGAUGGUGCGUUUCCAGUGCUCCCAUGGGAACUUCGAUACAGUGAGUUGAUGAAGAAAAAGGUGUGAAAAUUGUUGAUGAAUAUUCGUAAUGAGAUGCUAAAUAUAGAACACGUGAUGAGUCAAUAUGUGUAUCGAGUUGCUUCCUAAGUGAUAACAAUCUCAGUAUGGUGCUGUCCGUCGAAUGUUCCUUCAUCUGAGAUUCGGUAACGUUCACUCCGAAAGCGAAAAAAAAAACCAUCCUCGCGGUCCACAUCACCUAUGGUAAUUAAUUACCAGAACUAAUAUCGAGAAAGAGCACGUUUUCAUCGGUGAUACAUAUGGUCGCGAUAAGUAUCACGGCAAGGAUGAUCACGAUAGGGCUCUUUGCAAUUUUGUCACUUUCAUCGUUGCUAUCGAUGAGGGCUCGGGUAUUUGCACAUCAGCUACCGGCGAUUCGUCACAUCGAGGAGCAGCCAUCCCAUCAUCUGCAGCAGGACAUAAUGGAUUUCAUUGAGCUGAUUCCGUUCGACGACAUGCAGACGCUGAUGCAAUACUAUUACCACUUCGACAUCGAGGUGGAGAACGCUUUCGAUUACGUUUCCAGUGAAGAUUAUUCGCAAAUAAAGCUGGAAAUUAUGAAUCUGAGUGAAGUGCGUAGUUUUCGCCGCUAUCUGGAUAGCAUCGGUUUCAGCGUGGAACGCGCCUGGGAUGAGCUGAGUGCGCGGUUCGAUGUGGAUGACAUUUUCGCCGAGCCGGACGAAGCGAUACGAAACCUGAACUUAACCACCCGGGGACUGAACGGAUUAGUCGAUGACAUAUUAGCGCUACUGCCGCAGGAUGAGAUAAUCCUGCUUUUCUUCGAUAAGCUCGAGACCAGCAAUGAUUUCUCGUACUUUUUCGAGCAGAUCGGCAGCGGGGAGUUUGAAAGUGUGCUCAAUAUGUUGCAGAGUUCGCAACAGCUGAGGAUUCUUCUGUGGAGAUUACAGCGGCACGGCUUCGAUAUUCCCGGAUGGAUACAGCAAAUUCAGCGAUAUUUCAGCUUUAGCAGUUUCUAGCUGCGGAGGUCAAUAAAGUGCGAUCGGAU
Messenger RNA from Toxorhynchites rutilus septentrionalis, 1416 nucleotides. RefSeq names its product protein G12. The record is from RefSeq and is a predicted model, not a curated record. The coding region runs from base 671 to 1387 and encodes 238 amino acids. The transcript has 3 exons. NCBI's taxonomy places the organism in Eukaryota, Metazoa, Arthropoda, Insecta, Diptera, Culicidae.